CAAUCUGCCAGGCACCGGCACCGGCCGGUCCCCGUCAACUUCACAGGUGUCCACCAGGGUCCUAACGGUCAAACACAUAACCAGGCCGACCACGAGCGACGGGACACGGUCUGGUAAUGGCGUUAGCCCAUCCCCACCAAGCAGUACGGAUCCAAAACGAUCGACGCACGUCGACCCCGUGCUUUGCACAUCUUUGUUUUCGAGUGGAGCUAGUGGCCAGCCAGUAACAUAGGAGAUGCCGACAUUCCAGGAUCGAUGCUUGGGGAACGCCGGGACAGUCUCUGCCAGCGGCUUCCUAUUCAACUAACGAGCCACACGCGUUCUCGCCAGUCUCGCAGUGUCCACUCUGCCUGCGAGGGAUGGCGUCCUACUCCCCUCUCAGGCCUUUGCCGGAAGAAGGAAGGCGGGAGAUCGAGGAGACGGCCGGCCCUGCCUCCGCGCCGGCCACAUCCCCUUCCUCCGCCGCUCGAGAACGCCUCGCGUCGCUCGACGUCUUCCGUGGCCUCACCGUUGCUCUUAUGAUAUUUGUUGAUGAUGCUGGUGCGGUACUCCCAUCUAUUGCUCAUUCUCCAUGGAAUGGUGUACGAUUGGCAGAUUUUGUGAUGCCUUUCUUCCUCUUCAUAGUUGGUGUUUCUCUUGCGCUUGUCUAUAAGAGAAUAUCCAAUCCACACAUUGCAACCUGUAAGGCAACUUUGAGAUCAGCAAAGCUCUUCUUUAUUGGCAUCUUUCUCCAAGGUGGUUAUUUCCAUGGAGUAAAUAAUUUGACAUUUGGUGUUGAUAUUGAGAAGAUUCGUUGGCUAGGUAUUCUUCAGAGGAUAGCUGUAGCCUACUUCUUUACAGCUUUAUGUGAGAUUUGGUUCACGCGUAAAUCUUUGGUUGAUAUGAAAUAUGGACCGUUUGGGAGGUACUACAUUCAAUGGGUAUUUGCAGUUUUUCUGUCUGUCACAUACUUGGGACUUCUGUAUGGUUUGUAUGUUCCGGAUUGGCAGUUCGAGGUUCAACAGUUGGAGUCUUCUACACUUUUCUCAGGCAACACUAAUGAAGCUUAUAAGGUCAACUGUUCUGUUAGAGGCGACCUUGGACCAGCUUGCAAUGCUGCUGGAUUCAUUGAUCGCUAUAUCGUGGGUAUCCAACAUCUAUACAAAAAACCUGUAUACAGAAAUUUGGAGGAGUGCAUAAGUCAUAAGGCUCAAGAAAGUCCACCUGUAUGGUGCCAUGCACCAUUUGAUCCAGAAGGCAUCUUGAGCUCCUUAAUGGCUAUUGUGACGUGCAUUACCGGGCUUCAUUUUGGUCACACUCUUAUACAACUUGAGGACCACUGGGAUAGGAUAAAUCACUGGUUGUUACUCUCGUGUUCAUUACUUGCCUUUGCAUCAUUGUUUGUCUUUAUUGGCAUUCCUUUGAACAAAUCUUUGUAUACAACUAGUUACACAUUGCUUACUUCUGGAUCUGCUGGUCUGGUGUUUGGUGGUAUUUAUUUAUUGGUGGAUGUAUAUGGUUGUAGGCAUCCAACAAUUGUGCUGGAGUGGAUGGGAAGGCAUUCUCUCAGCAUUUAUGUGCUGGUCGCAUCUAACCUAUUAUUUAUUGCAAUUCAAGGCGUUUAUUGGGCUUACCCUGAAAAUAACAUAAUUAAUUGGAUCAUUUCCCUCGUACACAAGUGAUGUUCGGAGGCUGUGGUGUCCUGCCGGCUUUUAUUAUCUUUAUAUUUGUUCAUUUGAGCUGCAUUUUUUUCUCAAUUUUUAUUUUUCAGAUCCUCAUUGUACAGAGACUUAUGACGUGUGUAUUAAUCUGUAAAACUAAAGAUAUUAAUCCAUGGAGACAUAUAUCCAGAGGGGCCUUACUCUUA
Molecule: messenger RNA, 1846 nt
Organism: Nymphaea colorata (pocket water lily)
Lineage: Eukaryota; Viridiplantae; Streptophyta; Magnoliopsida; Nymphaeales; Nymphaeaceae
Exons: 13
Coding region: 360-1661 (433 amino acids)
Source: RefSeq, a predicted model, not a curated record